AUGUCAACUUCUCCCGGUAUCUCCAUUCAACGAACAUGGUCUUGCCACUGUGGAUGCGUCCAAGCCAAGCUCCUCAAUGAUUCCACUCCUGGGUGCUUUCGCUGCCAUUGCCAUUCUUGUGUGGCUGCCGCGAAGUACAUUGCCAAGGCCACCGACGACAAGCCCUCUAUGAUUCCAAUGCUGCAUGCAGAUGGUGGUGCAUGUGUUUCUCCAUACGCUGCUGAGAAUGUUGAAUUCACUACCGGUCUGUCAGAUACUGAUGGGAAUUCAAUGCUGAAGUUUGUGAAAGUCGGAGAGGAGGGCUCGGCUUGGAGGUGCUCUACUACCUGCUGUGGUACCCAAAUGACCAAUUGUGUUUUCCCAGGUUGGAUUGCCUUCAAUCGUAAUGGAAUCAAGAAUGAAGAUGGCUCCAAGUACGACCCUGAGAUCAUCAACGUUUUCAAAAGCUGCUCUUUUGACCCCAAGUCUGUCCCCGAGCCAAGCCAUGAAACUCUUCCAGAUGGUUGGUUUGACGUUUUUAUGACCAAAGCCACGGGCAGCACCAAACUGAAGGAUCUCUACCCGGAGCUUUUUCCAAAAGAGGCUGACAUCACUGACAUUGUUCCCAUCACCUGGUAA
Seminavis robusta is the source of this 618-nucleotide messenger RNA. NCBI's taxonomy places the organism in Eukaryota, Bacillariophyta, Bacillariophyceae, Naviculales, Naviculaceae. The record is from the annotation of a GenBank genome assembly.